Molecule: messenger RNA, 1071 nt
Organism: Sorex fumeus (smoky shrew)
Lineage: Eukaryota; Metazoa; Chordata; Mammalia; Eulipotyphla; Soricidae
Gene: COTL1
Product: coactosin like F-actin binding protein 1
Exons: 4
Coding region: 121-549 (142 amino acids)
Biological process (GO): regulation of actin filament polymerization
Cellular component (GO): actin filament; plasma membrane; site of polarized growth
Molecular function (GO): actin filament binding
Source: RefSeq, a predicted model, not a curated record
CCGCGCCGCCGCCCGCGCCCGCCGCCCUCCCUCGGCGCAGCCCCGCCGCGCCCCGCUCCCGAGACCCGCCGGGGACGCUCGGUCGCCGCGGACAGGCUGUCCCCCUGCGGCCCCGCAGCCAUGGCCACCAAGAUCGACAAAGAGGCCUGCCGGACGGCGUACAACCUGGUGCGCGACGACGGCUCGGACGUCAUCUGGGUGACUUUUAAAUACGACGGCUCCACCAUCGUCCCCGGGGAGCAGGGGGCCGAGUAUCAGGACUUCAUCCAGCAGUGCACAGACGACAUCCGGCUCUUCGCCUUCGUGCGCUUCACCACGGGGGAUGCCAUGAGCAAGCGGUCCAAGUUCGCGCUCAUCACCUGGAUCGGCGAGGGCGUCAGCGGGCUGCAGCGCGCCAAGACGGGCACCGACAAGAGCCUGGUCAAGGAGGUGGUGCAGAACUUCGCCAAGGAGUUCGUGAUCAGCGAUCGGAAGGAGCUGGAGGAAGCGGCCAUCCGAGAUGAGCUCAAGAAGGCGGGCGGCGCCAACUACGACGCGCAGACGGAGUAGCCCAGCCCCGGCCACCGCGCCGGCCCCACGAGCCCCCAGCGCCGAGCUGCUCCUUCCUCCUCCCGCUUCCCGUUUCUGUCCUCAAGGAAAGCCUCUUAACUCGGGGCUGCUCAGCUCAGAGCCGCCCGGGGGCCCCUUCCCAGCCUGGCCCGAGACGCCCGCAGCCUCCCCGACCCCGAGCCUGGGGGCCAGCACGGCCCACUGGCCAGCCACGCUGCUGCCCCCACGGCAGCCUCGAGCACACCUGCCCCUGCAUCAGGCUGGACCCCGGGAAGACCCCCGGGCCCCUCCCUGCUCACCGCCUGAGCCCGGGCCCGGCCCGGCGGGGCUCAGUGCAUGGCUCAGGCCUGACUCGGAAAUUUGCCUUAAACUUGCUGGGCAGCACAGGGGCCCCCCCGGGUGACGGCCCUGCCCUCCAGCCGGGAGCGAGGCUGCCCAGACGUGAGGCUGUCGUGGGACCCCCAGCCGCCCGCCCCGCCCCUCAGGAUCGCUUUCCUUCCCGGGUGGGAGACGAAACGGGCA